Myiozetetes cayanensis is the source of this 2162-nucleotide messenger RNA. RefSeq names its product caspase 6 (gene CASP6). The transcript has 8 exons. Gene Ontology annotation, biological process: proteolysis; apoptotic process. Gene Ontology annotation, cellular component: cytoplasm. NCBI's taxonomy places the organism in Eukaryota, Metazoa, Chordata, Aves, Passeriformes, Tyrannidae. The record is from RefSeq and is a predicted model, not a curated record. Bases 74 to 973 code for a protein of 299 amino acids.
ACGGCACGGGAAGGAAGGACUCGGCUCGGCUCGGCUCGGCUCGGGUUCAGCAGCGGUUCCUUUGUCCACCGUCAUGUCGGCACCGGAGCGCUCGGCAGGCCACGUCCAGUUGGAUAGCAGACCUGUAUUAUCCACCAAAGAUGGAAACCAGAACUUCACAGAAGUAGAUGCAUUCCAUACAAGCAACAGACAAACACAUGAUCCUGCAGAGCAGUACAAAAUGAACCAUCAAAGAAGAGGAAUUGCACUAAUCUUCAAUCAUGAACACUUUUUUUGGCAUUUAAAACUGCCAGACAGACGUGGGACUUUGGCAGACAGAAACAAUUUGAAACGCAGUUUGACAGACCUUGGGUUUGAAGUCAGAGUUUUUGAUGAUCUGAAAGCAGAAGAUGUGCUGCAGAAAAUUUAUGAAGCCUCUACGGAUGACCACAGUAAUGCUGACUGCUUUGUUUGUGUGUUCCUGAGUCACGGUGAGGAUGAUCACGUUUACGCAUAUGAUGCCAAUAUCAAAAUUGCGACAAUCACAGACAUGUUCAGAGGAGACAAGUGCCAAAGUCUGGUAGGAAAACCAAAGAUAUUUAUCAUUCAGGCAUGUCGAGGUGAUAAACAUGAUGAUCCAGUUAUUGCCUAUGAUUCAACAGACAGUAGCACUGGCAGUGAGACUGAAGUGGAUGCAGCUGGUGUCUAUACUCUGCCCGCUGGUGCAGACUUUAUCAUGUGCUACUCUGUGGCACAAGGCUACUAUUCUCAUCGUGACACUCUAAAUGGCUCCUGGUACAUUCAAGAUUUGUGUGAAACACUUAAGAAGCAUGGGUCUUCCUUGGAGUUCACAGAACUUCUUACUGUCGUUAACAGGAAAGUAUCUUACCGCAAAGUGGAUGUGUGCAGAGACAUUAAUGCUAUAGGAAAAAAACAGAUUCCUUGUUUUGCCUCAAUGCUAACUAAAAAACUGUAUUUUCAUCCAAAAUCUUGAGUGGAUUGUUGUUUAGCAAUGAUGACCAUUAACUACUGCUUGCUGCAGAAAUGAAAACACCAUCUUAGUUCAGGAAACUAAUACUCUACAAGAUUGUUUGCAAAAUCACUGGAAUCAAAUGGUAUAGUUUGAUAGAUUUUAAAGCCUUAAUGCAAUUUUAAAGCUAGUAUUACAGCUCAGGGAAUUUGGGAAAAGUUGACUGGUCCAAAAUUCUUAGAAGGUGCUCAGAUUUUAUUGAAAUUGAUAUCUAGAUUACCUUUUUCUAAAAAGCCUUUUCCUUGAUUGCCAUAUAACUAUGGCACAUUUUACCAUUUCCAAAACAUUUCCAAUGUUGCAUUAGAUUAAUUUAUCUUGCUCCAAGAGCACACUUUAUAGGGAAUAAGUUUGUAGGGCAUCUUUUUGGAUUUGUGGAAGCAGCAUCCACCUUGCAAUUUAUUGAGCUUUUUGGACAUUUUUUUUACUAUUUUCUCUCAACACUAAAAAGGAAUUUAAUUCCUUGAGUACAAUUGUAGCAUUAACAUAGGGUUAAUUAAUAAAGGGUUUCUUUUUACUUGAACAUCAUUUACGGUUGGGGCACAAUUACAGCUUGCUGGUGCUUUGAAUCCUCAGGAGAAAAGCAAGCAGUAGUAAAAUGGGACCUUAGCAUGACUUUGGGUAAGUUUGCCUUGUACAUAUCUCUAAAGCUAAAGCUGCUAGACACCUUUAGUCAGCUCUGCAAAAUAUAACAUAUGCAAACCUUCACACUUCAGGCCUUGGUGUUGGAUCAGCCUCUUCCUUCUCUUGGCUCUGGAGAAGAUCAGUUAUACUCUGUCAUUGUGUACAUAAAAGUGAUAGUCACAAUCAGAUUGUUACUACUGCUGCAUCAGCAAUUGCAAUGACAAUGACCAUGAUACUUGACUAGAAGUGAAUAUUUCUUUUCUUUGGGUUUUUGUUUGUUUGUUUGUUUUUAUAUUAUUGGUACAUACGCUUAACCCUGAGGGACAAUGAAGAACUCAAACUGAGCAAAAUGUUUUAAUCCACUUUCCUGGGGAUAAAACAACUGAUUUAUUGCCUCUGCUUUGUUGAGUCUUCCCAUAUACUACGUUCUGAAUCAUAGAUGUUAAAUCUUACUAUGGCUACUUUUAAGCUUUACAUAAAUCAUGUAUGUUUAAAUGUUUUGAUUUUUUUUCAAUAAAAUGCGAAAAAUUAU